AGGGACCGGCUUUCAAAGGGACACCAAAGCAAAGCCCGAGAGGUGACAGCCAGGAAAACGGGAGAGGUGGCUUUCCCGGCAUGCUCUGCAGCACACUGAGGGGCGCCAGACGCAUCCCGGCGUGCAACGGGGAGCGCCCAAGGGCGAUGGUUCACGGCUCCUGGAGGGGCAGGCGAAGUUAAGCCGGAUGAGAAGCAUUUGUGACUAUGUGUUGACUACAGUUUCUUACUACUGAAUUUCUCACUGGAAUCAUGGAAGAGAAACAGCAAAUUAUAUUAGCUAAUCAAGAUGGUGGGACAGUGACAGGAGCAGCACCUACCUUCUUUGUCAUCCUCAAACAGCCAGGAAAUGGCAAAACUGAUCAAGGAAUUUUGGUUACUAAUCGAGAUACCUGUGCUUUGUCUAGUAGGGUGUCAUCACCAGGAAAAUCUAAAGGGAAGAUUUGCCUUCCAGCUGAUUGUACUGUGGGAAGAAUCACUGUUACCCUUGAUAACAACAGUAUGUGGAAUGAGUUCCAUAAUCGAAGUACAGAGAUGAUUCUGACCAAGCAAGGAAGACGCAUGUUUCCUUAUUGUCGCUAUUGGAUAACAGGCUUAGAUUCAAAUUUAAAGUAUAUCCUUGUAAUGGACAUAUCUCCUGUGGAUAACCAUCGUUAUAAAUGGAAUGGUCGUUGGUGGGAACCCAGUGGGAAGGCUGAACCCCAUGUUUUGGGAAGAGUUUUUAUUCAUCCAGAAUCUCCUUCCACAGGUCAUUAUUGGAUGCAUCAGCCAGUAUCUUUUUAUAAACUCAAACUUACCAACAAUACACUGGACCAGGAAGGUCAUAUUAUCUUGCACUCUAUGCACCGUUACCUGCCAAGGCUUCAUUUGGUGCCUGCAGAAAAGGCUACAGAAGUGAUACAAUUAAAUGGCCCCGGUGUUCAUACUUUUACUUUCCCCCAGACUGAAUUCUUUGCAGUAACAGCUUAUCAAAACAUUCAGAUUACCCAGUUGAAAAUAGAUUAUAAUCCAUUUGCCAAAGGCUUUCGGGAUGAUGGGUUGAGCAGUAAGCCCCAGAGAGAUGGAAAACAAAGGAAUAGUUCUGAUCAAGAAGCGAAUAGUGUUUCUAGUUCUCCUGGUCAUCGUAUUCGUCUUACUGAAGGCGAGGGAUCAGAAAUACAUUCAGGUGAUUUUGAUCCUGUGUUAAAGGGUCAUGAAACAUCAGGCCUAGGCUUGGAGAAGCCACUCCAUAAUGUAAAACAAGACUUUCUUGGUUUUAUGAAUACUGAUUCUGCACUUGAAGUUCCUCAGUUGAAGCAUGAAAUUUCUGAAAGUCUUAUUGGGAACAGUUUUGAAGAUGAUUCCCAGAUUGCCUCACCAUUAAACCCGAAUGGAAACUUUAAUGUCGUCAUUAAAGAGGAGCCUCUAGAUGAUUAUGAUUAUGAACUUAGUGAAUGCCCAGAAGGGGUCACUGUGAAGCAAGAAGAGACAGAUGAGGAAACAGAUGUAUAUUCAAACAGCGAUGAUGAUCCUAUAUUAGAGAAACAACUAAAGAGACACAAUAAGGUUGAUAACUUGGAAUCUGACCAUCCAUCUUAUAAGUGGCUACCAAGUAGCCCAGGUGUUGCUAAAGCUAAAAUGUUUAAAUUAGAUGCUGGAAAAAUGCCAGUGGUUUACCUAGAGCCCUGUGCUGUCACCAAAAGCACAGUGAAAAUUUCUGAACUUCCCGAUAAUAUGCUUUCCACAUCUCGAAAAGAUAAAUCAGUGUUGGCAGAAUUAGAAUAUUUGCCUACAUAUAUUGAAAAUUCCGGUGGGACUGACUUUUGCUUAAGUAAGGAUUCAGAAAAUAAUCUCAGAAAACAUUCAUCAGACCUCAAAAUGGUACAAAAGUAUACUUUACUUAAAGAACCUCAGUGGAAAUAUCCGGACAUAUUUGAUAACAGUAGCACAGAAAGAAUAAAUGACAGUUCAAAGGGGUCAUCUGGAGACUCAUUUUCAGGAAAAGAGGACUUGGGCAAAAAGCGAACAACUAUGCUUAAAAUGACAGCACCUUCAAAGACUGUGAAUGCUAGUCAGAGUGCCUCUCCAAACACUCCUGGAAAAAGAGGAAGGCCUCGAAAGUUGAGACUCUCUAAGGCGGGGAGACCACCUAAAAACACGGGGAAGUCUUUAACUGCUACAAAGAAUGUUCCUGUAGGUCCUGGAACUACGUUUCCUGAUGUGAAGCCUGAUCUAGAAGAUGUAGAUGGUGUGCUCUUUGUUUCCUUUGAAUCAAAGGAGGCUCUAGAUAUUCAUGCAGUUGAUGGGACCACAGAAGAAACUUCUAAUCUUCCGACUACAGCCACAAAUGACCCAGAUUGCAGAACAAGAAUUUCCCAGUUGGAAAAGGAAUUAAUAGAAGAUUUGAAGUCUUUGAGGCAUAAGCAGGUGAUACAUCCUGCUCUUCAAGAAGUGGGCUUAAAACUGAAUUCAGUGGAUCCAACAAUGAGCAUUGAUCUUAAAUACUUGGGAGUACAACUGCCUUUGGCUCCAGCUACCAGCUUUCCCUUUUGGAACCUUACAGGAACCAACCCUGCUUCUCCUGAUGCUGGGUUUCCUUUUGUUUCUAGGACAGGGAAGACCAAUGACUUCACCAAGAUCAAGGGAUGGAGAGGAAAAUUUCAUAGUGCUUCUGCAUCUAGGAAUGAAGGUGGAAAUGCAGAGGCCUCACUGAAAAACCGUUCUGCUUUCUGUAGUGAUAAGCUGGAUGAGUACUUGGAAAAUGAAGGCAAGCUGAUGGAAACAAGCAUGGGUUUCUCUUCCAAUGCGCCCACGUCUCCAGUAGUCUAUCAACUACCUACCAAGAGUACCAGCUAUGUUCGAACUCUUGAUAGUGUACUAAAGAAGCAAUCUACUAGUUCUCCUUCUACCUCUUAUUCUGUGAAGCCCCAUUCCGUAACCACUGCCUCUCGAAAAACAAAAUCUCAAAGCAAACAGACAGCUCUCAGUGGUCGAACUAAAUCAUCUUAUAAGUCAAUUUUACCAUACCCUGUUUCACCAAAGCAGAAAAACUCUCACGUGAUCCCAGGAGAUAAAAUUACCAAGAAUUCCUUAAAUACAACCUCAGAUAAUCAGGUGACUAACUUCGUUGUGCCAGCUGUAGAUGAAAGUUCGUUUCCAAAGCAGAUUAGUUUGCGGCAGGCACAGCAACAGCAGCUGCAACAGCAGGGAACACGUCCUCCAGGCUUGUCGAAAUCUCAAGUAAAGCUUAUGGACCUGGAAGACUGUGCGCUCUGGGAAGGAAAACCAAGGACCUAUAUUACUGAAGAGCGAGCAGAUGUCUCCUUGACUACUCUUCUUACUGCUCAAGCAUCUCUCAAAACUAAACCUAUCCACACAAUCAUAAGGAAACGAGCCCCACCAUGCAACAAUGACUUUUGUCGCCUGGGUUGUGUAUGUUCCAGUUUAGCUUUGGAGAAGCGCCAACCUGCUCACUGCCGUCGACCAGACUGUAUGUUUGGCUGCACUUGUUUGAAAAGAAAAGUUGUAUUGGUUAAAGGGGGAUCCAAAACAAAGCAUUUCCAUAAGAAGGCUGCUCAUCGAGAUCCAUUAUUUUAUGAUACACUGGGAGAGGAAGCAAAAGAAGGAGGGGGAGUCAGAGAAGAUGAGGAACAAUUGAAGGAGAAAAAGAAGAGAAAGAAGCUGGAAUACACCGUAUGUGAAGCAGAACCUGAACAGCCUGUUCGACAUUACCCACUGUGGGUGAAAGUAGAAGGGGAAGUAGAUCCAGAGCCUGUUUAUAUCCCAACACCUUCUGUCAUCGAGCCUGUGAAACCAUUGGUGUCACCUCAGCCGGACAUAACUUCUACUACCACGAAGGGCAAGCUUCCCACUGGAAUUAAACCAGCACGAGCAUAUACUCCCAGACCCAAUCCUGUGAUACGAGAAGAGGACAAAGACCCAGUCUAUUUGUACUUUGAAAGUAUGAUGACUUGUGCCCGAGUUCGAACAUAUGAACGAAAGAAAGAGAAACAGAGACAACCAUCUCCUCCCCUGUCCCCAUCUUUAUUAUUUCAGCAGCAGAGCUCAUGUUAUUCUAGUCCUGAGAGUCAUAUUACAAAGGAACCUGAUUCUGAACAGACCUUAAAGCAACUCAUUUGUGACUUGGAGGAUGAUCCUGAUAAAUCACAAGAAAAGAGCUGGAAAUCCCCCUGCAAUGAAGGAGAAUCCUCUUCUACAUCUUAUGUACAUCAGAGAUCACCUGGUGGUCCUACCAAACUGAUAGAGAUCAUCUCAGACUGCAACUGGGAAGAAGAUCGUAACAAGAUCUUAAGUAUCUUAUCUCAGCACAUCAAUAGCAACAUGCCACAGUCACUUAAGGUGGGCAGCUUCAUCAUUGAGUUGGCUUCUCAGCGGAAAUGUCGGGGCGAGAAGAGCCCUCCUGUUUAUUCUUCUCGUGUGAAAAUCUCUAUGCCAUCAAGUCAAGACCAAGAUGAUAUGGCUGAGAAAUCUGGAUCAGAGACUCCUGAUGGUCCAUUGUCCCCUGGGAAAAUGGAUGAUAUCUCUUCUGUGCAGACAGAUGCCCUGGAUUCAGUGAGGGAGAGAUUACAUGGAGGCAAAGGUCUGCCUUUUUAUGCAGGGCUUUCUCCUUCAGGGAAGCUUGUGGCCUAUAAACGUAAACACAGUUCAACUACAUCUGGGCUUAUCCAGGUUAAUGGUAAGAGUUACCCGCAGGCUAAGUUGCUAUUGGGACAGAUGGGGGCAUUGCAUCCAGCCAAUAGGCUAGCUGCUUAUAUCACAGGCAGGUUGCGACCCUCAGUCCUGGACCUCUCAACCCUCAGUACUGUCAUCUCCAAGGUAGCAUCCAAUGCCAAGGUGGCUGCAUCCAGGAAACCACGCACCCUAUUGCCUUCAGCAUCCAAUUCCAAAAUGGCAUCCUCUGGCCCAACAACAAAUCGCUCUGGGAAGAAUCCGAAGGCAUUUGUUCCAGCAAAAAGGCCAAUUGCGGCUCGGCCCUCUCCUGGCGGUGUGUUCACACAGUUUGUGAUGAGCAAAGUUGGAGCCCUGCAGCAGAAGAUACCUGGAGUUCGCACACCCCAACCCCUGACAGGGCCACAGAAGUUCAGUAUCAGGCCUUCUCCAGUAAUGGUUGUCACACCUGUGGUUUCUUCUGAGCCAGUUCAGGUGUGCAGCACUGUGACUGCUGCUGUCACUACUUCUCCUCAAAUGCUUUUAGAAAAUGUUCCUGCUGUGACAUCUAUGUCUGCUAUUUCUGAUGCGGGAGCUAAAGAAGCUACUUGUUCUUCUGUUGCCUCUGCUGCUGGGGUUGUUGAGAUCUCUGAAACAAACAACACUACCCCUGUAACAUCUACCCAGUCUACAGCCACUGUGAACCUUAUAAAAACUACUGGGAUUACUACUAGCCCUGUGGCUUCAGUUGCAUUUCCUAAAUCAUUGGCAGCAUCUCCAACUAUAACUCUUCCUGUUGCUUCCACUGCCUCCACCUCCAUAGUCAUGGUAACCACAGCUGCAUCUUCCUCCAUGGUGACCACACCAACUUCAUCACUGAGUUCUGUACCUAUUAUACUCUCAGGAAUUAAUGGAAACCCACCAGUGAGCCAGAGACCAGAAAAUAACCCUCAAAUUCCAGUGACUACUCCACAGAUCUCUCCUAAUAAUGUGAAACGUACUGGACCUCGAUUGUUGUUGAUUCCAGUGCAGCAGGGUUCUCCUACUCUUAGACCAAUACAAAACCCACAGCUUCCAGGACAGCGGAUGGUCUUACAACCUGUUAGGAGCCCAAGUGGAAUGAAUCUAUUCAGACACCCCAAUGGGCAGAUUGUUCAACUUUUACCUUUACAUCAGAUUCGAGGCUCUAAUACCCAGCCCAGUUUACAGCCUGUGGUGUUUCGGAACCCAGGAUCUGUGGUGGGAAUCCGACUAUCAGCUCCUUCCAAAUCUUCUGAGACCUCGUCAUCUUCUACUUCAUCCUCUGCCUUCUCUGUCAUGAAUCCUGUAAUUCAGGCUGUUGGGUCUUCUCCGACAGUAAAUGUCAUUACUCAGGCACCUUCGUUGCUUUCCUCUGGAUCUAAUUUUGUCUCUCAGGCUGGUACACUGACCCUGAGGAUUUCUCCUCCUGAAUCUCAAAACUUAGCAAGUAAAACAGUCUCUGAAAGCAAAAUAACACCGAGCACUGGAGGGCAGCCUGUUGGAACUGCUAGUCUCAUUCCUUUGCAGUCAGGUAGCUUUGCCUUGUUGCAGCUCCCAGGACAAAAGCCUAUUUCUAGCUCCAUUCUUCAACAUGUUGCUUCCCUUCAGGUAAAAAAGGAAUCUCAGAAUGCAGACCAGAAAGAUGAAAUAAACUCCAUCAAAAGAGAGGAGGAAACUAAGAAAAUUCUAAUAUCAAAAGAAGAAGCUGUAGACACUGAGACUGAUAUACUUAAGCAAAACUCAGGAAUUAAUGCCUCAGAAGAUACCUUGAAUGAUUCAUUUGAUGAUGGGGGUGAUCUUUUGGAUGAAGAAACCCUUACAGAAGAUGCCAGAACUUAUGAACACUCUUCUAGCACUGGGUCUCACACAGAUGAAGACAAAGAUGGUGAUGAAGGAUCUGGGAACAGGAGUCAGAACAAUCCAAAGGAAAAACAGACUGUCCUGGAAGUUAGGACCAUUUCUGAAAAGGUCAAUAUGAUGACAGUCCAGCAUGCUAGUAAAGCACGCCUUCAAAAACACGCUGAGGUGAAGAUGGAACAACAGCAGCAAGGAUCAGACAGUCCAGAGGACCCAGAUGAAUUUCUAUUCAUCACUAAGGAAGAAAGUAAAUUUGAAUUAUUAGGGACCCAAGUUAAGGAACAGCAAUCUAACUCAAAGGCAGAGGCCAAGAAGGAUUGUAAAGAUUCUCUGGGAAAAGACAGUCUUAGAGAGAAAUGGCGAAAACACUUGAGGGGUCCCUUAACUCAGAAGUACAUUGGAAUUUCACAAGAAUCUAAGAAAGAAGCAAACAUGCAGUUCUUUACAGAAACAAAGCCAUGUCAAGAAAAUUCUGAACGGGACAUCUCUGAUUUCCUUGGGAAAAGCGGAACUACUGAGAAUGAUGGAAUCUUAAAACCUGAGGGUAGUUCUUGGAGUAGCAUUUCUAGUUCUGCAGCCUUCUCUAUCAUUCCUAGGAGAGCUACAAAAGGAAGAAGAGGGAGCAGACGUUUUCAGGGUCAUUUCCUACUCCCAAGAGAACAGAUAAAACCAAAGCAAGAGACAAAGGGUGGGAGAAGCAGUGCUGACUUCACUGUUUUGGAUUUGGAAGAGGAGGAUGAGGAAGAUGAGAAUGAGAAAACCGAUGAUUCUAUUGAUGAGAUUGUGGAUGUUGUUUCUGGCUACCAGAGUGAGGAGGUUGAUGUAGAAAAGAAUAACUAUGUAGACUAUAUUGAGGAUGAUGAGCAGGUGGAUGUUGAGACUAUAGAAGAGCUUUCAGAAGAAAUUAACACUGCCUACAAGAGGACCACAGCAACUCACACAUACUCCUUCAAACAGCAGUGUCAUAGCCAUAUCUCUACAGAUGAAAAAGCUUCUGAAAAGAGUCGAAAGGUUCCUUUAAUUUCUCCAAAAUUGAAAGAUGAUUGCUGGAGUGACAAACCCCAGAAAGAAACAGAAGCCUUUGCAUAUUACCGCCGGACACAUACUGCUAAUGAGCGACGUCGGCGUGGUGAAAUGAGGGAUCUCUUUGAAAAAUUGAAAAUUACAUUGGGAUUACUUCAUUCUUCCAAAGUUUCCAAAAGUCUCAUUCUUACUCGGGCAUUCAGUGAAAUUCAAGGGUUAACAGACCAGGCAGAUAAAUUGAUAGGACAGAAAAAUCUGCUGAGUCGAAAACGAAAUAUUUUAAUACGGAAGGUAUCAUCUCUUUCAGGUAAGACAGAAGAAGUGGUCCUGAAGAAGCUAGAGUAUAUUUAUGCAAAACAACAAGCACUAGAGGCACAAAAAAGAAAGAAGAAGAUGGGAUCAGAUGAGUUUGGUGUGUCUCCUAGAAUCAGCAAACAGCUGGAGGGAUCUUCUACAUCAUCUGUAGAUCUUGGACAGAUGUUUAUAAAUAACAGGAGGGGAAAACCUUUGAUUCUUUCUAGAAAAAGAGAUCAGGCUACAGAAAAUGCUUUGACUUCUAACACUUCACACUCAUCUGCCAACCUGGUGAUGACUCCACAAGGACAGUUGCUUACCCUAAAAGGCCCCCUAUUCUCAGGACCAGUGGUAGCUGUUUCUUCUGCUCUCCUAGAUGCUGAUCUAAAGCCUGAAGUUACAAGUAGUACUAUGGCUCAGUCAGAGAAUGAUGACUUAUUUAUGAUGCCACGAAUUGUUAAUGUGACAUCAUUGGCUGCAGAGGAAGAGUUAGUAGAUGUGGGUGGCAGCAAAUACCCUCAUGAAGUUCCUGAUGGCAAGCCACUUGACCACCUGAGAGACAUUGUUGGGAAUGAAGCUAGCUCCUUAGUAGAUACAGAUAGAAUCUCUUCCAGAGGAAACCAUAGAGAUGGCAGAACAGCCCGGGCUCCAACACAAGUGUUGUUGGCAAAUAAGGAUUCUGGGUUUCCACAUGUAGUUGACGUUUCCAAUAUGCAGGCUGCACAGGAGUUUGUACCUAAAAAGAUUUCUGGUGAUAUGAGAGGACAUCGAUAUAAAUGGAAAGAGUGUGAAUUGAGAGGAGAGAGACUGAAGUCAAAGGAAUCCCAGUUUCAUAAAUUAAAGAUGAAGGAGCUCAAGGACUCAAGCAUUGAGAUGGAACUGAGGAAAGUAGCUUCAGCUAUUGAGGAUGCAGCCCUUGAUCCCAGCGAGCUGCUGACUAACGUGGAAGAUGAGGAUGAUACUGAUGAGACACUGACUUCACUGCUCAAUGAAAUUGCCUUUCUUAAUCAGCAACUAAAUGAUGACUCUGGCCUGGCUGAAAUGCCUGAUUCUAUGGAUUCAGAAUUUCCAGAGGAUGCUCAGCGAGCUUUUAUCAAUAAACUUGCUCCUGGGAACAGAUCAACUUUCCAAGUUGGACACUUGGGAACGGGUUUGAAAGAAUUGCCUGAUGUCCAAGAGGAGAGUGAAUCCAUCAGCCCCCUCCUGCUGCACUUGGAAGAUGAUGACUUUUCUGAGAAUGAAAAACAACUUGGGGACACAGCUUCUGAGCCGGAUGUCCUUAAGAUUGUUAUCAACUCUGAGAUAAAGGAUUCUCUUGUUCCCCAGAGGAAGUCUAGUGAUGGAGGGAAGAGUACUUCUGGUCUCCCUACAGAGCCUGAAGGUGUAUCCUCACCUCCCAUCCUACACAUGAAGACUGGUCCAGAGAACAGCAACACAGAUACUUUGUGGAGGCCUAUGCCAAAAUUGGCCCCUUUGGGUUUAAAAGCAGCUAAUCCUCCCAGUGACACAGAUGGUCAAAGUCUAAAGGUGAUGCCUUCCUUGGCACCUAUAGCUGCCAAAGUUGGACAUAAAAUGAACUUAACAGGGAAUGAUCAGGAAGGCCGAGAGAACAAGGUGAUGCCUACAUUGGCACCUAUUGUGGCUAAAUUAGGCAGCUCUGGGAUUCCAUCAAGUUCUUCAGGGAAAUGAACUCAUUCAUCCUCAUGCAGAAGCCAGGCUAUGAGGGGGAAUUGAAUUUUACCUCCUUUCUCUGCAGGCAUCUGUUUGUUUGUCUUAUGGAACUAUAAUCUUUGACUUUGAUUAUGUGGAUAUUGAUGGAGAAAGGGGGGUUAGGGUGCUGGUCCUGGUGUUUGAAAUUCUGAUCAUGUUAAAAAUGUUACCUCACUUGUGGUGCUGGGUCCCCCAUCUUCUCUAAGAAGGUGCGAUCCCUCUUGCCCAAGGAAUUCAUAAUAAGAAUCUGGCUCCAUCGAGUACCCUAUUUUUUUUCCCCUGAGAAAAUGCUUAAGACUUGGAAUUACUAUGAACUAAACUGUAAGUGAUAAUUAUUAGCUCUAAAUUCUGAGAAUUGUGAUACAGUUGUAUAAAAGGAGCUAGAGAGAAUUUUUAGUUAUUAUUUCAACAAUAGAGCAUGAUAAUGCACACUUGUAAUUCCACCACUAGAAGACUAAAGCAAGAGAAUUGCAAGUUUGUAUCUAUCCUGGGCUAUAAAGGACCCCCCUACACACACACACACACACACACACCACACCACACCACACCACACCACAUCACAUCACAUCACAGAUGGGGGGAGGGAAGAAUUAUGCUAGGUAGGAUGGAUACUAUGGAAUACCAAAGUGAAGGGUUUUUGUCAUUCAACAGACUGUUUCAUAUCCUGAAUAGCUGUUCCCUUACCCUUUCAGUCAAAAUUAUAAACUUUAAGCUUUCUAGUAAAGUAGGAAUAUACUUUUAACUUUUACUAUUAAUGUACUUAUUUUGAGAGGCAUAAAAGAGAUACUUCCUUGCUGUCUUUUGUGGUAUUGAAAGAUCCAUUCAUGAUGCCAGGGGUUUCUACCCAUUAUUAGUUUUUUGAAAGUAGACAUAGAGUCAGUUGUUCCCUUUCCAAAAUCAUUGCCACUCCAGAAACAGCUAAAAUGAAAAGCGAUUUCUCCCCAGACCAGAGGCCAUAGCCAAAAUAAAAAUUUGUGAGGCUGGAUAUUUCCCAAAUGGAACCAGCCUGUAGGUGCUUGAAGGUUUUGUUCACUGUCACCUGCACAGGAUGUGACAAGAAAGGCGAGUCACAGUGGUCGUUCUUUAACAGGGAUGCAAGGCAGUGUUUGAGUCAUAAGAUAUAUUUUUAUCUGCUGCCAUGGCAUCAAUGAUCUGUAGAGCUUUUUCACUCAGUAACUGUCAGAAUGUGAAGGACUGACAACCUGUAAAGAUGAAGAUAUUUAUAUUUUUGUAUAGUUGUUUUCAUAGAUUUCUCAAGGGAUGAAGUUUUCAACCUAGAAGAGAUUUGUAUUGAGUAUAGAAAUGUUUCCUAUCUAGUUUGUAAAUAAUCAUGGUGCAUUUGAGGGGUCUCUUGGAAGCUCCUGGGGCAAGAAUCACUGUUCUGAAAAUGUAUAGACUGAGAUUUAGCUGCUGCAUUUUGCCUUUCUUAAAUAAUUAUAUUUUGGAAUGUAACCCGUUCUGUCUUCAAUGACAGGAUUUGCUUGUGUUGUAAAACACUUUAACACAAGUGCUUCCGGUGCCUGGGCCGUGCCUGGGUAAUUCUAUUUCUUUUACAUCCUUGCCUUCUUUAUCUCAAGUCCCACUCAGAGUAUCUUCAGACCUAGGUUGUGAGACCAACUUUGGAAUGAAUCUAGCCAGUGAAUGAUUACUUCCAUGUUCGAUUCCCUUUUUAGAUUAACUCUGAUAAUCAUCAGAUUGAAAUGAUAAAAUAUCUUCCACUGCAAAAUGCAGUGGUAGUAAAUUCUUCAUUGGUUUUGUGCUGCUUGCCUUCCUGGACAGCUCAGCAGCACUUAACCGUCCCUGUUUACUACAAAAGCCUGACAUAGUAAAAACAGUAUUUCUCAGCUUCUCCUUUGUCCUUUCUGUCCUUUACCCAGCUGACUUCAUCCAAUGCCUUAGCCAUGGAGUGCAGCACCUGUCACCCUUGCUACCAGCUGUCCUCGGAGACCUAGUUCUUUAGCCCGGGUAUGGCAGUUUCCAUCGGUUUUAUUGCCUGUUUCUUUCCCGUGUUUCCUUCUGGCUUUAGAGAGUCAGACAAGAAGCAGCAAGGGAGUAAGUGAAUAAUCCUCAGGAAAAGAAGGACCAUGUUAGCUUCUAACACUUGUUUCUUUUUUCUCUUUUUUUUUCCUUUUUUUAUAAUUUGAAAAAAAAAUAGGCAAAACAGGUCAGAGUUUAAUACUUGGCUGCAUUUAUGAGAGAUGUAGAAAGUUAGAAAUGAAGUUUGGUUCUAGGUGUUCAGGGAAAGCUGCAGAUGGUAUUACAAACUCCUAAGAUGCAUUGUUCUUAAGACAGAUUUAGGAGCUAUCAGGGCUAUUUGAGGAGGGCUUAGUCUUCAGAACAAUCUUGUAGUCUUGACAGAAAUCCAAAAAUCUCCCCCAAACUCCUACCCUUUGCAUUAGGGUAACCUUACAUUAGGAGAAACUGGUCUAUGAAAAUUACAUGUAUGAUUGUGAAAGGUGAAGUUAAGUGAAAACAUUGGAGGAACCUGAAAAAAAGCUCCCAUCCUAGCUAAGCAUGAUAGCAGUAGACCAAUCACUCGCCUUUUUAUACACCUGUAAAUAAAUGGAAUGUUUUUAAGAAUAUAAUUAUGUCAGAUUUAGCAUUUUCUUUUAUAUAUUAAAUAUAUAUCUUUCA
This is a messenger RNA of Arvicola amphibius (Eurasian water vole), 12185 nucleotides long. It is a transcript of the gene Mga, whose product is annotated as MAX dimerization protein MGA. Gene Ontology annotation, molecular function: protein dimerization activity; DNA-binding transcription factor activity, RNA polymerase II-specific; RNA polymerase II cis-regulatory region sequence-specific DNA binding. NCBI's taxonomy places the organism in Eukaryota, Metazoa, Chordata, Mammalia, Rodentia, Cricetidae. Gene Ontology annotation, cellular component: nucleus; MLL1 complex. Bases 252 to 9530 code for a protein of 3092 amino acids. Gene Ontology annotation, biological process: regulation of transcription by RNA polymerase II; positive regulation of DNA-templated transcription; cell fate specification. The record is from RefSeq and is a predicted model, not a curated record. The transcript has 24 exons.